Theileria orientalis strain Shintoku is the source of this 1461-nucleotide messenger RNA. RefSeq lists its product as uncharacterized. Gene Ontology annotation, biological process: CAAX-box protein processing. Gene Ontology annotation, molecular function: metalloendopeptidase activity. The record is from RefSeq and is a predicted model, not a curated record. Lineage: Eukaryota; Apicomplexa; Aconoidasida; Piroplasmida; Theileriidae. The transcript has a single exon. Bases 1 to 1461 code for a protein of 486 amino acids. Gene Ontology annotation, cellular component: membrane.
AUGAGGCUUUAUGCGACUCAGAUUCUAUUUUUAUCUAAACUUGCUUUUAUUUGUAACAUUAUACUUUCUCUAUGUGUAAGUCCCGUAAAUAACGGUGUAAAACUCAACUUCACACAUGUUUUAAGGAGAAGCAGCGUUGGAUUCAUUGUUAGUUCUAAUUCAACUCCCAAUUUAACACACUAUCAAACUCAAACUCUGAAUCGAGGUGGAUUUAAAUCGGUAAAGGAUGACACAUCUACACAUUUCAACCCUGUCUCGAAUGUGGAGUCUAUUAGGCCAAAUGAGGCAACUAAACUUGGCUCCAGAAAUAUAGCAUUUAAAGAAAUAUUUGGACCAUACGUUCAGUCGUACAAAUCAAUUUCAUCCAAUGUAAAGUCCAACGUCUUAAAAUUCACGAGGCUCGUCGCAACAAGUUCCGCAGACCUGCGCUUGAGGGUCAGCAGGUUGGUUGAAAGGGUUAAAUUAUCUAACACAUAUAAGAUCGCAUUAACUAAUUACCAUAAACUGAAUCAAAGAAUGACAAACAUGUCGGUCGUAGAGCAGUUUAGCCUGCUGCUGGUUGCCAACGCCUUGUACGUUUUCGUUUUACCAAGGUAUAACAUAGUGUUUCCAUUCCAACUCUUUCCCUCAGACUCUGGAUUAGGAGCUGAAAUAGGUCUGGAUACUCUGGUUUCAAUACCCUUUUUGUACUAUUUUUUGAAGGACUUGAAGAUCGAUGGUGGAAGAUUUAGGUUGACCAACGCUUCUCCAUUUAAAAUUUCCAUGGUUGUUUCAUCGCUCGUCGCCUCGUUCUUUUUGUCGUCAUACUUUGCUUCUAUCAUGGACAGCCUCGUUCUGUUUAUCUCGGCACUUAACUUUCCAGUAAGCCGUGAGAUGCUAAACGCUGUAUCCAUCAUUUCCGGGCACCUGUUCUGGAUGGCGGUUGGUUCAACUGUGCUCCACAAGUAUAUGUUUCCCCUGUUUGGGGGCGAGAACGCUUGGUACAAACUCGACUUGAAGAAAACUUGGGUUUACCAGGUACUGUCUGGCUAUUUUUCGUCGUGCCUCGUUUACAAGUUUGUCGACAACUUAUUUUUGUCAAUUGUCAACAACUUUAAUUUUAAACAGUCUGAAUCUUUAACGGAUCAGACAAUUUCAAAUGUGUGUGAAAGCAACGAGGUUCUUCCAAUCAUCAUUACUUCCAUUGCGCCCUGCCUCACUGCUCCCUGGUGGGAGGAGCUACUUUAUCGCGUUUUCACCUUUAGGAUAUUCAACAGCUUCCUUCCGAGCCUGGCUUCAUCUCUUGUAUCUUCAGUUUUGUUUUCUUUAAAUCAUCUCAGUAUGGGUUCUUUUUUUCAACUUUUUAGCCUCGGACUUUUGUGGUCUUUGAUUCACAACAAGGAGGACAACAUUUUCGUCACCUUUCUGAUUCACUGUCUUUGGAACUCAAGGAUAUUCUUAGGAUCACUCACUGGUCUUUAA